AUGGCGACUGAAAACUCUGCAAACCCCUCGCGAGCUGAAGAACUCAAACUCCUCGCCAAUGAGGCUUUUAAAGCGCAUAAAUAUUCUCAGGCUGUUGAUUUGUAUACCCAAGCGAUAGAGCUGAAUGAGGAUAAUGCGGUGUACUGGGCUAACCGUGCAUUUGCACACACUAAAUUGGAGGAGUAUGGAAGUGCUAUACAGGAUGCCACAAGGGCUAUCGAAAUCGAUCCAAAAUACUCCAAGGGUUAUUACAGACGUGGUGCUGCAUAUUUGGGAAUGGGCAAGUUUAAAGACGCUCUUAAGGAUUUUCAACAGGUCAAAAGAAUAUGUCCAAAUGAUCCUGAUGCCGCCAAGAAAUUGAAGGAAUGUGAGAAAGCGGUGAUGAAACUAAAAUUUGAAGAGGCCAUAUCUGUUCCUGAAUCUGAAAAACAUUCUGUGGCCGACUCUAUAGAUUACCACACUAUAGAUGUGGAGCCGCAGUAUUCUGGUGCAAGAAUAGAGGGGGAUAAUGUAACUUUGGAAUUUGUGAAGCAAAUGAUGGACGACUUCAAGAAACAAAAGUGUUUACAUAAAAGAUAUGCAUACCAGAUUGUGUUGCAGAUGAGAGAUUUGUUGCGAGAAUUGCCAUCUCUUGUUGAUAUUACCGUUCCUGCUGGGAAGCACUUCACUGUUUGUGGUGAUGUGCAUGGUCAGUUUUAUGAUUUGAUAAAUAUUUUUGAGCUGAAUGGACUACCUUCCGAAGAUAAUCCAUAUCUUUUCAAUGGGGACUUCGUAGAUAGGGGCUCUUUUUCAGUCGAGGUCAUCCUCACUCUGUUUGCCUUUAAGUGCAUGUCUCCAUCAGCAAUAUAUCUUUCUCGAGGGAACCAUGAGAGUAAGAGCAUGAAUAAGAUAUAUGGUUUUGAGGGUGAGGUGAAAUCCAAAUUAAGCGAUACAUUCGUGGAGCUAUUUGCGGAGGUGUUCUGUUGCUUACCUUUGGCUCAUGUAAUAAAUGAGAAAGUUUUUGUAGUCCAUGGAGGUCUUUUCAGUGUUGAUGGCGUAAAGCUCUCUGACAUUAAAGCAGUUGAUCGUUUUUGUGAGCCUCCGGAAGAGGGGCUGAUGUGUGAAUUGUUGUGGAGUGAUCCACAACCCCAGCUUGGAAGGGGACCAAGCAAGCGUGGUGUUGGUCUUUCAUUUGGUGCUGAUGUAACAAAAAGAUUUUUGCAGGAUAACAACCUAGAUUUGGUAGUGCGGUCACAUGAGGUUAAGGAUGAAGGUUAUGAAAUUGAGCAUGACGGAAAACUAAUUACUGUGUUUUCUGCUCCAAACUACUGUGAUCAGAUGGGAAACAAAGGGGCAUUUAUUCGUUUUGAAGCCCCAGAUCUGAAACCCAACAUCGUUACAUUUUCUUCAGUGCCACACCCUGAUGUCAAACCCAUGGCGUACGCUAACAACUUCCUACGAAUGUUCUCAUGA
Molecule: messenger RNA, 1452 nt
Organism: Striga hermonthica
Lineage: Eukaryota; Viridiplantae; Streptophyta; Magnoliopsida; Lamiales; Orobanchaceae
Source: the annotation of a GenBank genome assembly